CGCUGCGGCGGCGCGCCCGGGCGGGCCGGCUCGGCCAGCGGCCUGCAGCAGCAGCCGCCGCCGCCGCCGCAGCAGGCACCGUCGCUGGUUGCCUCCCUGCUCGCUGCCAGCCCGCGUUACGCCGCUGGCGGCUACCAUUCCUCCAGGAGAGGAGCAGCCGCCCCGAGCCGGCGGCGCGGCAGGUCCCGCACACGCCGCGGGCCGACCUGGCCAUGGCCCACCAGGCGCGGCCGGCGGGGACGAUGUCGCUGCCCGCCGCCAGCGGCGGCCGCUUGGCAGCAG
Molecule: messenger RNA, 282 nt
Organism: Prorocentrum cordatum
Lineage: Eukaryota; Dinophyceae; Prorocentrales; Prorocentraceae
Source: the annotation of a GenBank genome assembly